Messenger RNA from Microstroma glucosiphilum, 2136 nucleotides. Its product is annotated as NOC3p-domain-containing protein. The record is from RefSeq and is a predicted model, not a curated record. Gene Ontology annotation, molecular function: chromatin binding. The transcript has 6 exons. Gene Ontology annotation, cellular component: nucleolus. Lineage: Eukaryota; Fungi; Basidiomycota; Exobasidiomycetes; Microstromatales; Microstromataceae. Gene Ontology annotation, biological process: DNA replication initiation. The coding region runs from base 1 to 2136 and encodes 711 amino acids.
AUGGAGGGGGCGAGCGAAUCGAGUGACGAAGACGAUGGCUUUGCAGACCUCGCCUCUGAUGAUGACUUCGACUCCGAGGCUUCCUUCUCUGAUGAGAGUAACGAUGAGUCGAGCGACGGCGAAGACGGAGGUGAUAAGGCUGAAAGGCUUCACGAGGAGAGGUUGAAGGCUAGGAGGAAGAGAGAGCAGGCCGAGGAGGCUCAAGAAGCGCAGACUUCAAAGCGGAAGAGGCUGCCUGUGCGAGAUGACGACAGCGAGGGCGACAGCUCGGAAGGUUCAACUUCGGCGAAGCCGGAGAAGAAAAAGAAGAGCAGGGCAAUCCAUGCAGUGCAAGUCGCGGACGCUCCCUCAUCGGAAGAGGAAGAGGAUCUGGAAGAGCUGGAAGCUCAAAGGCGAGCUCAACAGCAGCCACUCUCGACGAUCACCAGUGGAGCUCGGUUCGGUCUACAGGCCCCGUACUCGAUCAUGCUGCUCAAGCCUAGGAGCGCUCGAGUUGCUGCUGCCAGGGAGCAGAUUGCCCGGCUCUCGACAGACAUUGUAGGAGACCCGGAGGUCUCAAUCGGUCUGCUUCGUCGGUUAUCUGUGUUCGCCCAGAGCACAAUCGCUCGACCGGAGCACGACUCUAUGGCACGUGAAAAGGGCUUGCCUACUAAGAUCGAGGUGGACGAUGCCAUUCGCGGAGCAGCACUGCUGUCUCUGACUGCCGUCUACGUAGAUGUGCUGCCGGGCUACAGGAUCAGGGCGCUGACAGAAAAAGAAAAGGAGGAGAAGGUCAAUCAGGAGACGCAGAGGAGGCGAGAUUACGAGCAGGGGCUUGUAGACGUCUAUCGGACACAUUUAGAGACUUGCGAGAAGGUUUUGAGAGACAAAUCGCAAAUCUCUUCGAUCGCCUUGCGAUCCAUGAGCAUUCUUCUGACACGAGCAACCCACUUCAACUAUCGUACCAAUCUCACUGGUGCCCUCGUCUCGCAGCUUUCUCGUCGGUCCUGGAGUGCCGACUCGCAGCUCUGCGCAGACAGCCUGAUCGAAGUACUGAAGCGUGACCUUGGCGGGGAAGUGAGCCUGGAGGUAGUGCGCCUGCUGAACCGCAUGAUCAAGGAGCGACACUACAAGAUCAACGCCAAGGUGCUGAACAUCCUCCUCCACCUCCGACUCAAAGAUGAGCUGGGCGGCAGACGCUCAGGAACCGUCUACGCCGACCGGGUCAAGAAGGAUUCGGAUGAAGCUGCGAACAAGAAGAAGUUCCAGUCGGGCAAGGGCAAGGCUAAGCCUCGCGAUGUGAGAAAGGGCAAAGGGGAGCACUUGAGCAAGACUCAGGUGAAGAAGAUGCGCGAGGUCAAAGAGGCCGAGAGAGACAUGAAGGAGGCCGAGGCGGAGAUUGACAAGGAGGAGAGAGACCGCAAUCAGACGGAGACGCUCAAGCUCCUUUUUGUCCUCUACUUUUCCAUCCUCAAGGCUUACGAGGCACCGGGGCCGCUACUUGGAGCUGCGCUAGAGGGUCUGGCUCGCUUUGCCCACCGCGUCAACGUCGACUUUUUCCGAGACUUAUUGGCUGUGCUCCGCAAACACGAGCCCGUGCAAGACGAUCUGCGCAAGGCUCUCUUGUGUCUAGUGACUGCCUUUGAGCUUCUGAGCGGCCAGGGAGAAGCACUCAAUAUCGAUCUCUCGGACAUGGUGGGUCAUCUCUACUCGGUGAUGCUCCCACUCUGCUCUUCUCCCUCCAUCGAGGAGGUCCCCAUCGUCGUAGGCCAGUCCAUCGCCCAAACCACAGGCAACAGCAGCAGUCCCAACCUGCUUCUGCGCGCCGUAGACCUCUGCCUACUACGUCCACGGCUGAGCGAGCUCCCUUCGGAGCGCUCCGCAGCCUUUGUCAAGCGCAUGCUCGUUUGCGCUCUGUACACUCCUGCCAAUACAGCUCUACGUCUACUAGGCGUGGUACGCUCCAUGAUUGGUAAGGAUCCCAAAUUGGAGGCAUUACUGGAUACAGAGGAUCGGGCAAAGAAUGGACGGUAUGAUCCAUUGGGAGAAGAUGUUGAGGCGGCUAGACCCUUGGGUGCGGGAGAGGUGGCGUGGGAGCUGCAUUUGCUUGCACAGAAUAUCAGCAAUAUCAUCAAGCCCUCGCCUAUCACGCUAUAG